AUGACUUCUGAGAACCCUCUUCUUUUUUCACCAUACGACUGGGCUGACUCCGACUCCGACUCUGACUCUGACUCUGACUCUGACUCUGACUUUGACCCUGACUCUGGCUUUGACCCUGACGCUGAGGUCCCUUCUGACCCCGAGGAAAUAGCAGCUCUGCGCAACAAACUUCAAAUGAGAAAUCUAGGCAGCUACCAGGAACCUGAGGUCCUGGAGCUUCCUGCAUUGGAAGAUUUGGAAGAAGAAGAGGACGAAGAGGACGAAGAAGAUGAGGAGAAAAAAGAAGUUAUUACCUGGAAGGAAUUUGGUGAAGGACUGAAAAAUUCUGUGUUAUACAACGCAGCAAGAGCCUACCGCAGCUAUCAAGACUCCGAAUGGGUAGGCUUAUUUUGGUGUUUGUUCUGGUUUCGCGUAGUGGUUGUACCCCAGGUAAUUGCGCUGGUGAUGUGGGUCUGGUGGUUCUUCGAAUGGCUACGGGGCAGGUAA
Molecule: messenger RNA, 486 nt
Organism: Glarea lozoyensis ATCC 20868
Lineage: Eukaryota; Fungi; Ascomycota; Leotiomycetes; Helotiales; Helotiaceae
Exons: 2
Coding region: 1-486 (161 amino acids)
Source: RefSeq, a predicted model, not a curated record